AGUUAUUGCAAGGCCAAAACAACAAAACGACGCAAUGUUGACAAAACUUCUCCUCCUCGCCAUUCUCUGCCAAAGCUUUGCUGAAGUCUACGAGAACACUUUUGACUGCGAAGACCAUUUCAGCGAAAGCCACGAAAAUGGUACCAUAGAGUACCAUAACUUCGUCACCACGAACGUGAAAUUCUACCUUUACACUCCUCCACCCGACAAUGACACCAUCGAGCUGAAUUCGACCAACUUACACUUGGUCAAUUUGACCCAACCCACGAAAAUCAUCAUCCAUGGUCUCCAGUCGUACGAAAACCAGGUAUGGGUGGACAAAAUGGUACAGAACUACCAUACAAAGGGCGAUUACAACAUAAUCGCGGUGGAUUGGUCCGUUAUCUCCUCGGACGAAACUUUCUACGUUGUUUCCGCCGUGGAUGACCUCGGGCGGUACGUGGGGGACUUCAUCAUGGAGGUCACCCAGGACAACUACCAGUACCUCUCUGACGUCCACUUGAUCGGCUCCUCACUAGGUGCGCAAAUCGCAGGGGCUGCUGGAAGCGCAAUUUCCAACAAAACCAACGCCAGAGUUGACCGAAUAACCGGCCUGGACCCAACUCAGCCGGAAAACUUGCAGCUUUUGGACGAGAACACUGCAGAGUUUGUCGAUGUUAUCCAUACGACGCUCUACUAUGGCCAGGAGAGUUGUGGGACGGUUGAUUUUUAUGUCAUGGCUGAGGAUCCACAAAGACCCAUUUGUUAUAACGAUACUUGUGUAGAGCUUUUAGGGGAUGACUAUUACGCGGUCACUAUCAUCGAUGAGGAUAGAUUUGAAGGGGUUACAUGCUAUAAUACCUCUCUAGCCGUUCAGAGAUUGUGUGAUAAGGCCAAAUCGGCUGUUAUGGGAGAAUAUGUGCCAAGGGAUGUCACCGGGAGCUUUUUGGUUAAAGAUUCAGCGGGAGUGAUUUAUUCAGGAAGGAGGGUUUUGUUCUCGAUUAUUUCGACAUUACUUCUGUUGCGUUUAAUCGUCUAGUUUUAAAAUAUUUGUACUUGUUUUAGUUUGUCUAGGUAAGUAAAUUCAGUUUAGAAUUGUUUGACUUUUAUCGAGCUUAAAAAUAAUAUGAAUAUUAAAUACGCUGUUUUUGCCGAGUUAUCAACUGGAAUUUUAAGUUGCUUUAAUGUUUGUAUUAUUAUAACAAGGUUAAAUACGUAAGAAAUAAAGCGUUGAUUAAAUGAAUGGCUUUUACAUUCAUUCAAAAUACUGUAAUUAAAAUCCCACUAGAAGUUGAAUGGUAAUGCGUUUCAGCGAUUUUUAGUCAUCCUUAUCGCUUAAUUAUUUAAAAAAAUAUGGUUUAAUUAACUUUGCCUAACGUUAUUAAUUAAUUUUUUUGUUGUAAUGAAACUUCUGAUGUAAAUGCGAAAACUUUUAAGCAUUGCUUAUUUUUAGGUUAACUAAUUUAAAUUAUUUUAUAGUGCUGUAGUUUAGUUAAAGCAUUCUAACUGUAAAUUUAAAAAUAGAACAUGUAGUUGUUUGUUCAAAAUGAAAUAAAAUAAAUGAAACUAAA
Molecule: messenger RNA, 1550 nt
Organism: Tribolium castaneum (red flour beetle)
Lineage: Eukaryota; Metazoa; Arthropoda; Insecta; Coleoptera; Tenebrionidae
Product: pancreatic triacylglycerol lipase
Biological process (GO): lipid catabolic process
Molecular function (GO): lipase activity
Source: RefSeq, marked provisional